AAAAAUUUAAAGAGAUUUGAAUGCCAAACGUCAAAAAGUGAACAAAUUUGUUUAUAACUUUUAAAAAGCCUCUAAAUAAUUCAUGUAAAUAAGAAUAAAGGUUGUUUCUAAAAUGUAGUAGACAAAGUGUAACUAGUGACAAUAUGGUAGAAAUAAAAGAUUACGUGCCUGUUAAAAAUAUAAAACAAAAAAUCGAUAUGAAAUUAGGGCACCACACCUUCUUCUAUAAAGAAGAUAGAAUCUCAGUAUAAAAAGAAUUCGUAAGGCGUGUUAUUAUACGUGUUCUUCAAACUAAAUAAUGUCGAAGUAAAUUUAAUUAAUACUUAACCUCAAAUCUUCCAAACAACUUAUCAUUCAUUCAACAUGGUUCACGUAAUUUCGGUUCACAAUUUUGCAAGUCAGCACAUCCAAACAGUGGAACAACCCACUGCUAGUUCGGUAGCACCCCCUCAUCGUCUAUUAUUGGCUUUAUCAAGCCACUGUGUUGAAGUGCGAGACUUAAAAAGUGACGGUGACUUAUUGUUUACAUUUCCUACAGUUGAUCAUGUUAGACAAAUUCAACAUUGUAUCAACGGUAAUUUUAUUGUUACUUUGGAGUCAAAAACUUCACGUCAGUAUAAAGAGUCUAACAGUGUGAGAGUGUAUGUCAACUGGGACAGUGUAGCUGCUCUACAACAAUCUAAAAUGACCAGUAGUGGAGUCAGCUUGGGUUCUUCUGAAUGUGGUAUGGUACAACCCAUGAGAGCCCGCAUUGCUGGUCGUGUGACUCCAACCACCAACCAAUCAGAACUAGGUAGUUUAGAAAUGAUUGAGAUUCCUCUUCGUCAAAACCCCACCUUGGUGGAUUGCUGCCAGGUGUCUGGUAACAUUCUAAUUUUAUCAGCCAAUACUCUAACUGUUCAACUAUUUCAUAUCAAAACUCAUGACAUUUCUAAACUAAAGUUUAUUGAUUUUGAAGAAUGUCCCAUACAAAUUGAAUUAAAUUUUAUACCAAAUGAAAUUGCAAUUUGCGAAAAUUACAUCGCUUACAUUAGCAGACAAAGCGUACAUAUGUUCAAAAUCGUCUCGAAUGAUAGCACAGAUAACGAAGACCAAAACGACGCCCUUGCUUGUGGAUUUGGCUUAAAUUGUCUUGAUAGCUCAGUAACAGUGGAUUACAAAAAACUUUUGGAAAAAGAAUCUUCAACUAAAAGUAGAGAUCGAAUUACGAUUAAUUUACCAAGUAUUUUGAAAAGUAACAGUCUAAUACACAAAAACAACCCCUUCACAUAUACAGACAGGGACAUGGGAGUGAAUAUUCUAUCAACUUCACCAAUGAUUGAUAAGAGAAUUCCAAAUUGUCAUGCAGUGAAUCUAGUUCAGCUAAAACUUAGGCCUUUGCUGAUUGAAAACGCGCAAAAUCAAAUUGUAGAAGAGUUUAAAUGUAUCGUUUUGAAGCCCCUUUACGUCGAGAAUGUGGAUAAAACGUCAGAUAAAACGCACCAAAGUUAUUUUCGAAGUAAUUACAGGCAACAUUUGAAAGGGGUAGCGUUCAUGGUAACAACCCAACAGGAGGGUUAUUUAUAUCAUUUCAACGAUGAUGAUUCAUCAUUGGAUAAAGACAACUGUAUUUGCGUUUAUCCGUUUACUGCCCCCGUAUAUAGUAUCGUAAUGGAAGAUUAUCUUUUGCACGCCUUGACCGAAACGGGGUUGGAAUCGUACACCCUCAGAACUGGCCACCAGCUUUGCAGAAGCCUGGAAGUCGUGGAUAAUAUAAAUGUGGCGUGUCCCUCUGUAGACGACUGUAUUUGCAUGGUAGGCCUUAGGCCAUUUCUGGGAAUAGAAAAAAUGUUGCUUUCCGAAAAUUUCCUAGUUCUUCUGGCGAAUGCUGAUAAUUCUCCCACUCAUUCUGUGGGCUCGAACAGCAGCGGUUCUACAAUUUCUGCUUGGACUUUGUAUACUCUCGAAUUACCAUCUGCAAAGACCAUUUUUGACGACAUCUCCAUCGUUGCAAAUUCCCACCAGUUUGCCUCUCCUCAAACCUAUUGUCAUGUUAUGAGCGAAGCCCAUAUGAUCUUGAGGAACAGUCUGUUGUUAAUUAGGUGGAAUUUCUCAUCUUCUAAAUCAGUAUGCCUUGCUGAACCUUCUAAAAAGCUUUGGGAGGAGCUGGGAGAGACCUAUAGGACUUCAUGUGCUCUUCUGGGAGACCACUAUAUCUUGAGCCCUAAGUACGUGUUGUGCAUUCCAUAUUAUAAAAUGGCUGGACUAAAGCCCUUUGAAGUCCUUAAACGCGUGAAAAAGCUCCAGGAACAAUCCAACAUUCAGAUUACAAAAGGGCUAAUCCACUAUUUCAAAACUACACUGUUGAAUUUGAAAAGUAGUUCUGACGUAGAUUAUUUAAUUAAGUCGGGCAUAAAGCACAACAUUAUAGAUGAAAUUCUGGAUUUAUUUGAAAAGCAUAGUUUCGAUGACAUUCCCCAUUUAGUCCUGAAAAGCGGUGCUCUCAGGGAAUACUCUACGUCUAAAUUCAUCAACAUACUUACCAGCAGAGACAAAGGGAAAAUUCAGGGUUCUAAAGAGAAGUCGUUAGCUCUUGCAUUACUUUACAUCCAACAGUGUAACAUUCAAGAAGCGGAUGUUGUCCUGAGCGACAUGAAUAGGGAAGAGCUUUACACUAUUUUGGAAGAAAAUUGGGAAUUAUUAUUUGACAUGGGGAACAACGGGAACAGAAACAAAGGAAAAAUUUCCCUGUCUGAACUAGCCACCCUUAUGAUGUCCUCGAAUCCAGAAGUAUUAGCAGAUGUUUUAGUUUCUUUGAUUCUGGAUAGGAGGAACGUCACUUUGAACAGAAUCUUGAAGUUAUUUCUCGAAUAUCUUCCUUCACGAACUGGGGAAGAAGCCCAGUGUGCCGGUAAAGUACUCCAGAUGGUCUUGGAGCAGUACCUGAAGGCCUACUUUGCAAGCUACGAGACCAAAGAAUUACCAAAAAUUGUAUAUGACCGUUCGACCCAAGAAGCCAUCACAAUCCUAGUAAGGUCGUACCUGUCGCAACUCCAAAUUCUUCAUCUCAGAACCACCAAAAAUCAGGAAACUGCGAGUAUGCAGGGGGACCCCAAUGAAAAUGACGAAACGGAAGAAAUAGCGACUGAAAAAGAUUCCUUCAAGUACAACAACGUCAAUAUAACUCAUUUUGAAGACAGGCCAAGACCAAAACCACCAGAAAAUUAUUUAUUUUCCCAAUUAAGACACGAAUAUUUGGACAAGAUGUCACCUUUUUUGACGAAAACCGAAGAUGAGGAAGUCAACGAAGAAGCUAAAAAAGUAUUGAAGAAGUUACAGGCAAUUUUAUGCAGUCAGAUCGUACCGAAGAACGUUAUUAACGAAAUCAGUGUUUUUUUAGACCUCAACAAGAAUCUCAUAGGUCACGAAAGUCUUAAGAUCAUAACGAUGCCAGUGAACGAAGCUGUUGUCAGACUCAUUAACGGAUGUCCAGAGUGUUUACUCCAAUACGGAAAAGAUCAUUUUAAUAAAACUGACGAAUGGAAACUCCUGAUUGCCACCAUACAAAGGAAGAUCAUUCAACUGAGUUUAGACGAAGAAUUUACUAAAGAAUGCGAUUUUUAUAAGCAACUAUUAAAAGAAGUCUUAACUUAUGUGGCAACGACCAUGAACUUAGAACAGCUCUUUCAGGUGUUUCCUCAGCCAGUAACGACUCAGCACUUUGGAGAAAAAGGACAAAAUGAAGAUGUGACAACAGUCACUGAAGAGACCAUAGGUUCUGACGAUUUAGCAAGUAAUAUUGGUCCAAUGCUGAACGAAAUUCAAAAUUAUGGAACCUAUAUAACCAUCUGCAAAGAAACUAUGCACGCUAAUCAAAUUAAAAAGCUUAUCUCUACCACUGGGCAGCAGCUUUUGUGUACUCUUAAUUUGUAAUACAUAUAAAGCAAGAUCAAUAAUUGAAAUUUCAACAGGUGAACACAAGCUAGUCUUUUAUAUUAUUUCGUACUACAUAUUUUUGAUACAUUAAUAUUAAAAAAUUAAAUUUCAUAUCACAGUUUUAAUCAGAUUUCGAAAAUAAAGCGCACACAAAAUUAGUAUGACUAAUGUACGUAAAUUUUAUCACAAAAUAAGUAGUGUUUAUUGAUCAAACGAAUACCUGUUGACGUUUUAAUUUAUUACGUUCUUAAAUGUUAGACUUUAAAAUUGAAAACACAAAAAUGAUGCUUUAAUUUCGCUGCAGUCUUCGUGCAAAAUGUUUUAAAAAGGAAAAUGUAUGUGAUAUUUUCAUAAUUAAUGUUUUUAAAGUUUGUGUAUUUGUA
Agrilus planipennis (emerald ash borer) is the source of this 4298-nucleotide messenger RNA. Its product is annotated as Hermansky-Pudlak syndrome 3 protein. The record is from RefSeq and is a predicted model, not a curated record. The transcript has 13 exons. NCBI's taxonomy places the organism in Eukaryota, Metazoa, Arthropoda, Insecta, Coleoptera, Buprestidae. Gene Ontology annotation, biological process: organelle organization. Bases 364 to 3912 code for a protein of 1182 amino acids. Gene Ontology annotation, cellular component: cytoplasm.